Molecule: messenger RNA, 912 nt
Organism: Linum tenue
Lineage: Eukaryota; Viridiplantae; Streptophyta; Magnoliopsida; Malpighiales; Linaceae
Source: the annotation of a GenBank genome assembly
AUGGCGAAGAAUUCCCAGCCCAAACUGCUCAUUGUUCUCCUUCCAAUCCUUCUGCUCUCAGUAAUCCAGUCCUGCUCCGCCGCUGGUGGGGUGGCCAUCUACUGGGGCCAGAACGGCAACGAAGGGACCCUCUCGGAGACAUGUGCCACCGGAAAGUACGCCUAUGUCAACAUAGCCUUCCUCAACAAUUUUGGCAACGGCCAGAUCCCCGAGCUCAACCUGGCAGGCCACUGCAACCCGGCUUCCAACGGCUGCCAGGGGGUCAGCACCGGGAUCCGAGACUGCCAGGCGAGAGGAAUCAAAGUAAUGCUCUCCUUGGGAGGUGGCAUCGGGAACUACUCGUUGGCAUCUCGAGCAGAUGCCAAGGGCGUGGCAGAGUACCUCUGGAACAACUUCCUGGGAGGGAAGUCGUCGUCUCGUCCGCUGGGGGAUGCUGUCUUCGACGGGAUCGAUUUCGACAUUGAGGCCUCUACUCUGUACUGGGAGGAUCUGGCACGGUACUUGUCUGCGUAUUGCAAGAGAGGUCGUCGAAAGGUGUACCUGACUGCAGCUCCUCAGUGUCCUUUCCCCGAUAGAAACUUGGGGAAUGCUCUUAAUACAGGGUUGUUCGACUACGUGUGGAUCCAGUUCUAUAACAACCCUCCGUGCCAGUAUUCUUCAGGUUCAGGUGACAUAAACAGCCUGGUGAGUUCGUGGAAUCGAUGGACGACUUCGAUUAAAGCUGGCAAGAUAUUCCUGGGUUUGCCGGCGGCUCUUCAGGCAGCUGGUAGUGGGUAUGUUCCGCCGGAUGUGCUGACAUCUCAGAUUCUUCCUCUGAUCAAGAAGUCACCCAAGUAUGGAGGGGUUAUGCUUUGGUCUAGGUAUUGGGAUCUUCAGAAUGGGUAUACUUCAUCCAUUCAGAAAAGUGUAUGA